AUAAAAUUUAAAAUAUAAUUGUUUAAUAAUCAAUUAAAUUACACUAUAACGUAUACCUUGCUAAAAUAUGGAGCAAGAAUAUUCGCAAAUUGUGUACAAUCUACAAUUUAGCGAUUUUUUGAAACAUGUUGAAUUAACUGAUGAACUUAUGAGUUUAUUAAAAAGUCACCCAUGCUCUUAUAUGCUACAUGACAUAAAGAAACUUGAAAACAAAGGUGAAAUGAAAGUGCGAAUAUUUUCCGUAUUCGCAAAUGAGCGAGAUAAUUGUGACAAACUGGCCGAUAUACUAGAUAAGUCAAAGCAAAAAAUAGCCGCGGAUAAACUACGUAAAUUCAACAAGACCGAAACACUAAUGGAGUACGUUAACGAUAUUGAAUUGAGCGUGGCAGUUUCAAUUUCUAAAAGAUCGGACACUACCCAUACAUUCAAAAUGGAUUCUAAUCCCAGGGGAAAGGCAUUGAUAAUUGUCAACAUACCGGAGCUAAUGAACGAAGCUAAGCGAUUUGAGUUCAUUUUGACCAAGUUGCUUUUUGAUGUUCAACCAAUUUGUGCGCUUAAAUCAAGUAAAGAGAUUGAUAAGGUGUUGGAUGACCUAGCUAAUGAAACACAUGAUGGUGAUGCAUUUUUCUUGAUGUUCAUUGGCCAUGGUUACCAGGAUAAAAUUCGUGGCUACGGUGGUGAUAGUGCUAAAGUUAACGAUUAUAAGCGUAUGUUCAUAAUCUACUCGUGCGCUAAAGGUUCGUUGACACUACUGCGAUUAGAGCAAGAUUUAGAAACGGACAAGGUGAAUGUUCCCGAAAUUCAAAUACCGGACUAUAAAAAGGAUCUAUAUUUCAACCCAGGAAUCUAUAAUUCAACAAGCGAAAAUUAAGGAUUGUAUAAUGUUUACAAUAAAGUUUUAGUUUAAGUUUAAAA
This is a messenger RNA of Oppiella nova, 915 nucleotides long. Lineage: Eukaryota; Metazoa; Arthropoda; Arachnida; Sarcoptiformes; Oppiidae. The record is from the annotation of a GenBank genome assembly.